This is a messenger RNA of Nyctereutes procyonoides (raccoon dog), 7673 nucleotides long. It is a transcript of the gene RIOK1, whose product is annotated as RIO kinase 1. Gene Ontology annotation, cellular component: preribosome, small subunit precursor; cytosol. The record is from RefSeq and is a predicted model, not a curated record. NCBI's taxonomy places the organism in Eukaryota, Metazoa, Chordata, Mammalia, Carnivora, Canidae. Bases 143 to 1852 code for a protein of 569 amino acids. Gene Ontology annotation, molecular function: ATP binding; protein serine/threonine kinase activity. Gene Ontology annotation, biological process: maturation of SSU-rRNA. The transcript is spliced from 17 exons.
GAAGUUCCCCCGCGCGUCCGGUUUGCCGGUGCAGGUGCGUUAUCAGCGCGUGGCGCCCGCCUUUCGCGGAGGAGCCAGGUAGGUUCCUGUCCCAGCGCGCGGCGGACGGCCUCCGGGCGCCGGGGCUCUGCGCGCUUCCGGGAUGGACUACCGCCGGCUGCUGAUGACUCGCGUGGUCCCGGGGCAGUUCGACGACGCGGACUCCUCCGACAGUGAAAGUAUUGACUUGAAGACCGUCAGAGAGCAAGGUGAUGUUCAGUUUGAAAACCUGCAGAAGAAUGUGUCUGAGAAGGCAGGUGGAGAUGAGAUGGAGGAGGAAGAAGAGGAGUAUGAUGAGGAGGAGGACGACGACUGGGACUGGGAUGAUGGAGUUGGAAAACUCACCAAGACUUAUAUCUUCAAUGCAAGGUGUAACCCCCAGGCAAAUCGACAGACUUCCAACUGCAAUUCAGCCAAAAUGUCUACUCCAGCAGACAAGGUCUUACGGAAAUUUGAGAAUAAAAUUAAUCUAGAUAAGCUAAAUGUUACCGAUUCUGUCAUAAAUAAAGUCACCGAAAAGUCUAGGCAAAAGGAAGCAGAUAUGUAUCGCAUCAAAGAUAAGGCAGACAGAGCAACGGUGGAACAGGUGUUGGAUCCUAGAACACGAAUGAUAUUAUUCAAGAUGUUAACUAGAGGAAUCAUAUCAGAAAUAAAUGGCUGCAUUAGCACAGGAAAAGAAGCUAAUGUGUACCAUGCUAGCACAGCAAAUGGAGAGAGCAGAGCAAUCAAAAUUUACAAAACUUCUAUUUUGGUGUUCAAAGAUCGGGAUAAGUAUGUAAGUGGGGAAUUCAGAUUUCGUCAUGGCUAUUGUAAAGGAAACCCCAGGAAAAUGGUGAAAACUUGGGCAGAAAAAGAAAUGAGGAACUUAAUCAGACUAAACACAGCACAGAUCCCAUGCCCAGAGCCUAUCCUGCUGAGAAGUCAUGUUCUUGUCAUGGGCUUCAUUGGUAAAGACGACAUGCCAGCACCACUGUUGAAAAACGUCCAGUUAUCAGAAUCCAAGGCUCGGGAGUUGUAUCUGCAGGUCAUCCAGUACAUGAGAAGAAUGUAUCAGGAUGCCAGACUUGUCCAUGCAGAUCUCAGUGAAUUUAACAUGCUGUACCAUAGUGGAGAUGUGUACAUCAUUGACGUUUCUCAGUCCGUAGAGCAUGACCACCCACAUGCCUUGGAGUUCUUGAGAAAAGACUGUGCCAAUAUCAAUGAUUUCUUUUUGAAGCACAGUGUUGCUGUGAUGACUGUGCGGGAGCUCUUUGAAUUUGUCACAGAUCCAUCCAUUACACAUGAGAACAUGGACGCCUACCUCUCAAAGGCCAUGGAAAUAGCAUCUCAGAGGACCAAGGAAGAAAGGUCCAGCCAAGAUCAUGUGGAUGAGGAGGUGUUUAAGCGAGCAUAUAUUCCUAGAACCUUGAAUGAAGUAAAAAAUUACGAACGGGAUAUAGAUAUAAUGAUGAAAUUGAAGGAAGAGGACAUGGCCAUGAAUGCCCAGCAAGACAAUAUUCUGUACCAAACCGUUACAGGAUUAAAGAAAGAUUUGUCAGGAGUUCAGAAGGUCCCUGCGCUUCUAGAAAAUCAAGAUAAGGAAAAGACUUGUUCUGAUUCAGAAGAGGCUGGAAGCUCUGAGUGUUCUGACACAGACUCUGAAGAGCAGGAAGACCAGGCCUGCUCUAAGAAACCCACUGCUGACGUUGAAGUUGAUAAAAAGGAAAGAAAAAAGAUGGUCAAAGAAGCCCAGAGAGAGAAAAGAAAAAGCAAAAUUCCGAAGCAUGUGAAAAAAAGAAAGGAGAAGACAGCCAGGAUGAAAAAGGGCAAAUAGAACCAGAACUCAAGACGUAGAGUGAUAUGUCAGUUGCUUUUCAUGCCUGUGUGGUGAGCUGUGCCUGGAAGGGGUUCUCCUGGCAGUGUCAUGAAGGUGGAGUCAUGUGUCCUCAUGUAAAUAUGUAACAAGCUUUCUGCUCUCCUGUCUGGAUCCAGUCACUGCCUCUGGGUGGUAUUGACAGAGGAUUUAUUUAAGCUACUAUUUCAAUGAGAACUUUGUACAAUUUUAUUUUUAUAUAUAUUUUUUCCUCCAAUAUGCUUUUGGAAGCACCAUAAAUAUUUAAAUGUGACCGACAUCCAUAGUCUUUAUAUAAAAAGGCACUUUGAAUGGGCAGAUGGUUUUUACUUUGCUUGUACAAGCCAGAGACCCAUCUGAAAUCAUUUGAUCCUAGGGCCACGGUUUCUGCAGAAGGGAGUUUGCUUCUAAGAGAAUUCAGUUGGCUGUUGACUCUGUUGAUUCACUGCGACUCUGUUCUGUGUGCAUCGCUGCUUAUUUGGGAUGCACUUAUUCUUCAUCAUUAUUACUCCUUUCGUUAAGACAUCCCAGGUCAGAAGCUGUUUCACAUUCAGCAUUUGGCUUAUUCAUUCAUCGAAUAUUUGAGUGUUUUAGGUGCUAGGGAUACAGCAGUAAACAAAAUGAAAAAUUACUACCUUCAGAUAGUUUACGUUUAGAAAGCAAAACAUUAAACAAAUAAAUAAAAAACAGUAUCUGUAGGUGGUAAAUUCUGUGGAGAGAAAUAAUGCAGAGGAGAGACUGCCUGGGGAAGUGGAAGUUUGCAAUUGUAAAAUAGGCCACACUGAGCAGCUAUAUUUGAGCAAAUACUUGAAUGUGAGUUAUUUGCAUAUCAGGAGUGAAGAGUAUUCCAGGCAAAGCAAACAGCAAGUGUGAAGGCUAGAGGCAGAAGUGUUCCUGACAUGUUCCAGAAACAAGAGGCUCCCAGCACUGAGAAAGAGAUCAGACGGUGCUAGGCUAUUAGAGGGUUUUGAGCAGAGGAAGGAUAUGAUCUGACUUGUGUUUUGGAAGGAUCUCACUCACUCUGGCCUCUGUGGAGACCUGAGUAGGAGGCGAGGGCGGGAGACCAGAGAGGCACUUUCUGUAGUAACCCACAUGAUAGAUGGUGAUGGCUCGGUCCAGGUAGCAGUGGACAUGGAGAGAGGUGGGAUUCUAGGUAUGACACAAAGGGGAGUGAACUGGAUGUGCUAGGGGAAUAUAUGAGGCAUAUGACAAAGUGAAGGAUGACUUCAGGAUUUAUGACCCAAACAACUUGGGAAGGAAUGUGGCUGGAGUGGGAUUGGGGAUAAGCUUACCUUGCAACAAAGCACAAAGGUCAAAAGAAAUGACCAAUUUUAUUUUUUCCCCCCAUAUACUUCAUAUUAGAAAUCCCUAUUUUAACCCUUGCAUCAGAAACAAUUGCUAUGAACUUAAUUCCCUUAAAAUGAAGCUUGCACCUGGUUGUUUGAAGAUUGGUGGGCUACUGGGUUGGUGGUGGUGGUGGGGGGGUUAGUCAACUGAGCUUUUAAAGUAUUAGGUCACAUUUAUUAUGUUCACAUACUAUCCUCUUCCUAACUUUAAAAAAGCUCAAAAUCGGGCAGCCAGGAUGGCUCAGUGGUUUAGCGCCUGCCUUCAGCCCAGGGUGUGAUCCUGGAGACCCGGGAUUGAGUCCUACAUCGGGCUCCCUGCAUGGAGCCUGCUUCUCCCUCUGCCUGUGUCUCUGUAUGUGUCUCAUGAAUGAAUAAAUAAAAUCUUUAAAAAAAAAGUUCAAAAUCCAAAAUGCAGUUUCAAUGAAAUACAACAGUAGACCCUCUAAAAUAGUUUACAAUUAGCCAAAAAGAAAGCAGAAACAGACUUAACAAUCCUGUAUACAUUUAGAGGUUUUACCUUCAGGAUCUUCCCUUUCUUGUACUUGUUUGGUCUUACUCUCGGACAAGGUGUAUUUGAAGGGCUUAAGCCCCUCUUUUUGGUGAAUGCAACUCAAUUACAAAGUUUGCAAUCAAGUUCUCUGGGGCAAAAGUGGUGUCAGCAUGAUAUAGAGACAAUGCAUUCUCAUUUGCAUUGCUGCAGGGAGGAAGUGGUUUGUAAGACACCAAAAUUUGGAACUGUUAAUAUUUGGGACUGUUGGGGGAUUCUAAUUUGAGGACCAUUUUUCUGAUAACUGUUUUGCUGAUAGGUCAUUUCCUCGUUUGGAUUCAGGGCAACAGGCCGUACCAACUAGUAACCAUUGCUAACUGGCUAAUUUGUCUGAAGCCAUAUUUUCCCCAUCUUUGCCUUCCUCACCCAGAAAGCUUGGACGAAGGAGCCUAUUCUUAGGCAAACUUAAAGUAGGGCUACUUGCUGACUUUGCAAUUGAAUUUUGACUACUCCACAGGUUCCAAGUGCCCAUGGAUUGAUUAUUGGUGGUUCAGUUACUUACCAUUUGAAGAGGUGAGGUUUGGGUCUUGACUCAAAGGCUGGUGUAUAACUUUGUCAAUUAUAGACGCAUCUGUUUUCCUGUCCUAUUUUGUUGAUAUUUAAUCCUAUCAGAUAAUGUUAAGUGUUCCUAAAAGCCUACUGGGAGAGAUGUGGAGAAUUUCUUCGAAGCACAAAAUCACAGCUACCUCCUGUGCUGCUUCCUUCAGUAAAGCAGUUUGGGAAUGGAACUUCCUUCCCCUGGCCCAGGUGCUCCAGCAUUUGAGUAUGGCCUCAUCCUCACACGAAGAGGCAGGAACCGUGAUAGCUGUUGGCCUUGGUCUGACCAAAUAGGAACCCAGGGCUCUGGGCUGGCAUCAGGUUUUCUUCAGCUUUAUCUUUACUUGAUGAAGAUGGACUCAAGAGGUUGGAAGACUCUAGGGUUUGGUCCUAAGAGUUGUUUGAGACAGCCUCUCCUUUUCAUGAAUGUUAUCUUGAAUUCAGUGCAAGCUGUUUGCUGUUUCUUGGUAGUAGGCCUAUCCUGUUCCGUGGCUGUGAUUUCAUUAGUCUUUCAGCUCAGAAAAGGAAGAGUUGGGAAGAAAAAAUUCUAGAAGCUGGUAAAAAUUCAGUUGAAGGACAUCUCAGAUGUCAUGAAUUUCAGAUGAGGAAAUGCAAAAUCCUCUCAUUUUCAAAAGCUUGACAGAUUUUCUAAUUUUUAAUUGUCUAUACACGUCAUAAGGAGAGACCACACCCAUCCAGAGCUCUACCUUGAUUUCUUGGGGGUUACUUUUUGAUAAGGAAAGAGUUGCACAGAUCAGCAACUCAAAAUAUGGUUUCCUGGGAAGAUGUUUUGUGACCACAUUAAAUACAGACAGUGUUUCCAACCAUAUAUGGGUGAUCGUGAAGCAAGAGUACUUUAUGUUGAAUUUGGAUUAAGUUACCAUACUCCCUAUGUUUUGGUUGCAGUUUUUAACUUCCAUAGCCUUUGGGUUUGUGUUGCCUUGAAUAUAAAGGCUUUCAUAAAUGUCCCAGGGGAAAUUGUAGUACCGGGUAUCGAGUCAUUUAAGCUAGUUUUCAAAGGACAAGAUGCCUUUCUUGCAUCUGUGUCCUCCAGUCUGUCCCAGUUAAUAGUGUUGUGGAAACUUCUGCACUUGAAUUUAGAGAACCAAGACUUGAAUUGGUGGAAUUCUUGACUGGUUUUUUUAGCCUUCCUUCAUUUUGGGGGUCAUUCCACAUCCUGCUUUGAGUGUUGACAGGCUAUGAUUAUGAGGAGGUAGCUGUCCUACAGGACAGCUGUCCUAGACUAACCACACAGCCAUAAAAUCUUUGUCCUCAUCCCUCCCCUGCGCCAGUGGUAAGGGGGUCAUUUAAUGUGUGAACAGAGCUAUGUCUAGCUCUCUGAGACGUUUUCAUGUCUUAUUAAUGCUACUCUGGUUUUGUUUAAAGGCUGAUCCACUUCAUCAGCUUUGGGUGAAAUUUUAGCCUUUGCAAAUCUGUAUGUGAAUGUCAUGGGGUUCUAGAUUUGUCAGUGAAAAAGUGGUAGGUCCUUGGGGCCAAAGAAUUGUUGGAGUCAGGAUGCUAGACUGCAGAAGUGAGAAAGACAGAGAUCAGAGAAUGAAAUAUUUCAGGUCAUACUCGUGGAGGGUUGCCUUUGGCAAUAUCUAAGGUGCAGCCCUAGUUGUAAGUGGCUGCAGGACAACACCAGACAAAAGCAUUGAGGGCUGGAAGGUCAAUGAACUGAGGCCAGGCCUUGGCAGGGCCAUCUGUGUUAGGAUAGGCCUAGUUUAUAGAGUGUUGGUAAGAGCCCUGCUUAAAUUAAAUCUUCAGGGAGGGAAGGAAAGUGGACCGGGGAGGGGAUGGCACAUUGAUGCUUGGCACUUGUGGGGAAGUGAGUGGUGUGUCUGAAUCCAGGUGGCCUCCAGAUGUGAGCCGCAGUGACAGGAACUAUACAGCACACAGGGACGGGGUAACAGGCAGAAAGAAAUCAGCCCAAUCCAAGUCAGAAGGUCUGUAAGGCAAAAGGGAAGAGCUAUUACAAAACACAAAAGAAGUCUAAGAGACAUGUGUCCCAGUGCUGGGGACUUCAUUUGGAUCUCAAUUAGACCAAACCAGUUGUGUAAAAAAAAAAAGGACUUUGUUGACAAAGAAAGAAAAUGUAAAAUGGAGUAGGUAUUGAAUGAUAGGAGGAAGGGACUGUAACUUUACUGGAUAUGACACUGGUAUUGUUCCAUUUUUUUUUUUAAGAUUUUAUUUAUUUAUUCAUGAGAGAGACAGAGAGAGGGGCAGACAAAGGCAGAGGGAGAAGCAGGCUCCAUGCAGGGAGCCCGACGUGGGACUUGAUCCUGAGUCUCCAGGAUCACACCCUGGGCUGAAGGUGGCGCUAAACCACUAAGCCACCAGGGCUGCCCAUAUUGCUCCAUUUUAAAAACCCUGCUCCAGGGAUGCCUGGGUGGCUCAGCAGUUGAGCGUCUGCCUUCGGCUCAGGGCAUGAUCCUGAGGUCCCUGGAUCGAGUCCCGCAUCGGGCUCCUUGCAGGAAGCCUGCUUCUCCCUCUGCCUCUGCAUCUCUCUCUGUGUCUCUCAUGAAUAAAUAAAUAAAAUCUUUUAAUAAAAUAAAAAUUACGCCAUAAAAAUCCUUUAAAAAAAACUGUGCGCCAUAUGGACUGAAGUCUUCGUGCAUAUAACAAAAAGGAUGCCUGGGAUAGCUUGAAAAUACUCCCAUCUUUAUCCCCAUCCCUACUGUAGACAAAACAGGAUCAGCAGAACACUAAUAAUUGCUAAAUCAGAGCAAUGGGUGUAUAGGGGUUCAUUGUAUUGUUCUAUUUCUAAGUGUCCAUAAGAAGAAGGGCUUUUUCUUAUUAGUGAGUUAAACUAUAUUAAAAACAGGGCUUGUGACAGAGUAGUGUCUAUGUAUUUGUUUUCUGAUUAUUUUAAGUAACUUUUUUUUGCCGAAGCAUCAAGGUUCAAUCAUUGGAGCCAAAAAGAUAGGUCUGGGUGGAAUCCUGAUGCCUGCUGGUGCUGGCCCUGCGUGGUGUCACUUGAAAUGACCUUUUGGCUCUGAAAUUGUGAUGCUCCUAGUAGGAUGCAAGCUAGAGGACCUGUAUAUUGAACAAAGGCUGUUGGAAGUUUGAGUUCCUCCACACCUGAGGCUUGUUUUAAAGUAUGAUGCCACCUUCUGCGUGCCCUGUCCUAACCACUUCCUUUUUGGAGUCAUGGCCUGGCCCUUCCCUGCAGCCCCCACAUGCCUAUACUGCCUUUACAUUAUUUUCCUAGAGCUCUUCCCACUUCUGGUGUCUUCGCUCAGCUCCCAAACACUGACCAGAAUGUAAGGUUCCUGAGGGCAAGGAUUUUUAUCUUUGUUUAGUUUUGUAUCCUAACACCUAGAAUACUGUCUGAAAUGUAGUAAAUGCUCAAUAAAUAUUUAAGUGAUUAAUA